Vanrija pseudolonga is the source of this 771-nucleotide messenger RNA. RefSeq lists its product as uncharacterized. NCBI's taxonomy places the organism in Eukaryota, Fungi, Basidiomycota, Tremellomycetes, Trichosporonales, Trichosporonaceae. The transcript has a single exon. The record is from RefSeq and is a predicted model, not a curated record. Bases 1 to 771 code for a protein of 256 amino acids.
AUGCCCGCCGCCGCCGACGACAAGGCUCAGGCCGUCACCACGACCCAGCGCGCUGCACUGACACGGCUCAUCGCGAGCCUCGACGCCCUUGGAUGGGGGUACGACCUGCUCCUUGACGCCGAGGGCGCCCUCGCGAUCCGGCCGCACGACGACACUGACCUCGCCGACGACGAGUACGACCACGUCGCGUAUGUGUCCGUGCUGGGCGAUUUCACCGACGCUAUCGUGCACGAGCUGGAUCAUAUCGAUGCCUACGUCGUCGACGAGGAGGGCGAGCAACGCAGGGUGGCGGGGCACACGGCGGAGGAUGUGCUCGCUGCAGGCCUGUCUGGCCGACGGGGCACCGACCCGUCGACCCACCCCGCACCAGCUGGCCCAGUCGACAACCACAUCCUCGCUGACGUGCAGCGUCUUCUCACGGCUCUGGACGCAACGGGCAAACCGUACGCCCUCGCCGUGAGCGGGGGCGGGCUCAUCCUCGACGCUGGCGAGCGCAGCGUUCCUGGACGGAGUGUCGACCCCACAGCCUUCACCCUCCUGUCCAUCGCGCGCGCGAGCAUCGACCACCUGCAAGCGCGCCGUGGGCUCGACGGCGGCGUAUUUAUGCGCCUGGGGAGGCAUGGGGGCCGGUACGACGCCGCCGAGGUUGCGUCCCUCCUUGAGCGGCCGGCACCAGUGCCGAUGCAGCUGGAGGAUAAGGGGAUCGACUGGGACCAUCUGCUCGACGGGGAGGAGGGGGAUGACGAUGCGGCGGAGAGGACAUGGGGAUGA